AUGUACCGAAUUUUAAUCACAACAUUUGCUCUAGUUGCUGCUGCCUUUGGGGCACCACCUCACAAUGUUCGAAUCUACGGAGGUGACAAUGCAACUCUUGGCCAAUUCCCAUUCAUUGUCGCACUUAAAAACUCAGACCAAUUUUGCGAUGGUUCCAUUAUCAACAAAAACUGGGUUGUAACAGCCGCCCAUUGCAUCUACUCUGUAACAGUCGGCCAAACCACACUCACAGCCGGAACCAACAAACUCCACUCUGGUGGUACUUCCUACAGCGUCUCCCAAGCCGUCCACCACCCAGACUUCAAUUACACGAGUCUCCAGAACGACAUCGGUCUCAUUCAAAUCGUUGGCGAAUUCGAAUUCACUGAGAUUGUCCAACCAGUUGAAUUCAUCGAACCUGAAAUCAAUGCCACUUGUCAUGCUGUGGGUUGGGGAGAGACGCAAGAUGUGGCUUUCCCCGAAAUUUUGCAGUUUGUUGAACUGACGGCUCUGGGACUGGAGGAUUGUAAAAAAAUCGCUGGGCAUUAUGCUGAUGGGCUUUACUUGGAGAAGGAGCAAAUUUGCGCCUUGGGGUCUGAGGGACAAGGGGCUUGCUAUGGGGAUUCAGGGGGACCAUUGGUUUGCGAUGGUAAACUAGCUGGGGUUGUUUCUUAUGGGCUGCUGCCCUGCGCCCGGAGUAUUCCGGAUGUGUACACACGGCCAUCGCAAUACCUUGAUUGGAUUAAUUCGGUAAUAAAACCGUAAUUUACGACAAAAUUCGGUCGUUUUCAAAUAAUAAAGAAUAUUGAAAU
Molecule: messenger RNA, 791 nt
Organism: Tribolium castaneum (red flour beetle)
Lineage: Eukaryota; Metazoa; Arthropoda; Insecta; Coleoptera; Tenebrionidae
Gene: Ctlp-6c
Product: chymotrypsin-like proteinase 6C
Biological process (GO): proteolysis
Molecular function (GO): serine-type endopeptidase activity
Source: RefSeq, marked validated